AUGGAACGCCUCUACUACGACUCCUUCGGUGCACGCCCACGAGACUCGCGACGUAACGAAGUAAGAGAUGAACAGCCUCGUCUGAAGGCCAGUGCGGCGGGGUAUGACCGUUCCGCCCGCCAGUAUGACGACCGAUAUGACUCGCGCUACCACAACCCUCCUUCACCAACAGCCGAAAGAAGAAGGCGGCCUCAACGAUCGCCAUUACGAAAGCGCAGGUCAUGGCCUCCACAACCAUUUGCCGAAGACGAAGUGACAUCUCUGCGUCGGGAGUCCAACGCAAAACAGCUCUUGAGGGAGGCGCGCAAGCAUGAAGCGCCGUCGCGUGGGUCCGUGGACCAAGAUCCUCUGAUCCAAGAAGUACCGGAGUUCAUCAACCAGCACGAACGGCGCUUCGUGUUUGCAGAUUCCGGGCCCAAGGUCAACAGCACAGGCAUUCUCACGCCUCCAACUAGCGAGGAUGGAAGAGCACGAAAGGCCCGACGACGUCCGUCGAAGCUUAGCAUCAACAGUGACAAUCGAGUGCCAGAGAUGGACAAGCGCACGUCAUCGCCCUAUGCAUAUACCAAGCCUACCAAGCUGUCUCACAACACGUCACGCAGCAGCCGUUACAGCUCACUCGACGCUCCAUCUCCCAAAUCUGCAGGGUCGUCAGGCACAAAGACCGCACGUUUUACGGACACAACCAGGCCGCCGCCUUCUCCGCGUCGGGACUCUGCUCGAUUGAGUCCAACAUCAAGGAGGGGCAAUGACUACUUCACCGCCAGAAAGGGAGCCGACGAUAAUGAUAACGCUGUUGAUGAUACAGACUUCGACGCUCGGCGACCGCAACCGAGAGGUAAGAUCAUGGAUCAGCCACUAUCACAAAGUCCUCGCACUUCGGUCAUGGAUUUCGCGGGUCAGUCUGGUGCGGCGCCCCCUAUUCGAAAGGUCAAUCUGGAUGCAAGGCGAAACACCGACUCUCAAGGUACCUUGCCGACCCUUGGCCGACUCAAUAUUGAGAGAUCUCGCAGACCAACUCCAUUGAUGGCUUCAACUUCUUUGAGCGGGGCUCAAGACGUCAAUCUUAUGGCAUCAGGUUCUCUGGAUCCAAGGACUGCCGAGCACUACCCUCGAUCAAGGGAAGCGAGCUAUACCUCUUCGCGCGGAGUAUCGCCAGCCAACUCCAACCACUCCGCCUCCCACUCUCCUAGGAUGAGUAGCGAUUUGUCAAGGGAAGGCAGCGCCAUCGGCUCAAAGCCAGGGUCUGCCUCAACGUCCCGUCCACCUUCGCCAUCUCCUCGUACUCCCGCGACAGAGUCCCCUCGUUUGGCGAAAACUGAAAUGGAUUGGAGCGCACUCCUCGCCGCGAAUGCAGCAAGACGAGCUAAGCCACCUUCGCGCUUGGCAGAGACAAUGUCGCAGGAGCCAUCAGCAGAAGCUUCACGCAGGACAACCCCCCAAGAGAGCACUGGACCCAAAGCUACCAGUUUACCAUACCCUGAAGAUUCUUCCUUGAUGGGUGGUAGAAUAUACAUGCCAGAAGAGCAAGAGCAUGCAUAUCUGCCCGGCAAAAAAGCUUCUCUCGCGCCAAAUGCAUACGAUUAUCAAAACUCGACACGAUCGGCUUCACCCGCUCCAAGCAAUUCUUCGCACGUCUCGAGCAGGAGCGCGCAUAGGCCCAACAUCUCUCGCGGAUACUCUGCGGGCAAUGUCUCCUCAAUCGAGCCUCGCAAUGCAGCAGAGAUUCGGCCACGCCUUGCCGAGAUGAAGCGUCAGGAGUCGUUUGCAACCGCCUCGGAGACCAAGAAAGAGCUCCAAGCAUUGAUGAAGAAAGGAUUGCCGCCUUGCACUCGACCGGAACCGAUUGCUGGCCACGACGAUUGGUACACCGUCAUUGGCUCUUCUGACAUUGACUUCUGUCCCGACUGCAUCGAUACGUUGUUUGAGCGCACCGUCUUUCGGUCCCAGUUCCGGCGGUCACUGCCGCGGAAUCUCAACCAGAAAGUGCAAUGUGCAUUUGGAUCCCCUUGGAUACGACUGGCAUGGUUGCUCACCCUCCGGCAACAUCGGACAGAUCUUGGUCUCUUGAAAGAUGUCGCUGAGAUCGAAAGCACUACAGAACCUUGCCCAGGAAGCGUGGAGUCCGUGCAAUCAUGGUAUGGUCUUCGCGAUCCUGAUGGACUUUUCGUGAGAGACUUUCAUAUCUGCUUUGGCGACGUGCGGAAGAUAGAACGGCUGCUCCCAAGCCUUUCAGGGAUAUUCGUCAAGUUGCCACACCGCGCAUCGUGCGAGAAGCGUAUCUGCGCCAUACGCACGGACAGUAAUCGCUUCUCGACUUAUUUGGAUGCUCUCGUCUCCACACACGAGAAAGCCAUUACUUCGCGGAAAGGCGCAGAUCCAAUGCCAUUGAUCGAUUUGAUCGAGCGCAGGACCAGGCUACAGGAGUGCACCCGUGAUAAUAUGCUCAUUGGAAGCUUGUGGCACUUUUCACCAGAGAUCCCCAGCUUGACGAUCUGCGAAGACUGCUUCGAGUCAGUAGUGGAACCUGAGAUCAAGAGAGGGUCAUCCGUGGCUAAAAAAUUCAACCGGACGGUGCAGCCAGUCUAUGGCGAAGAAAUAGGCAGCAGUUGCCAGCUCUACUCUCGUCGCAUGCGGAAAGCUUUCCAACGUGCUGUUGAAGAUAAUGACUUCAAAUACCUUGCGCGAAAGUCCAAGGAACGCCGUGAGGCUGAACUUUGGUUGCAGGAGAAGUAUAAGGAUGUCGUGACGAGAGCGAAGCGCUUGUCACUGGAGGGUGAUGUCUCGGCUGAUGAUGAGAGGAGGUUGAAUAGGGAUUUAGAGAAGAUCUCUACGGAGUGGAAGGACAGGUGGGAAUAG
Fulvia fulva is the source of this 2859-nucleotide messenger RNA. RefSeq lists its product as uncharacterized. The record is from RefSeq and is a predicted model, not a curated record. Lineage: Eukaryota; Fungi; Ascomycota; Dothideomycetes; Mycosphaerellales; Mycosphaerellaceae. The transcript has a single exon. The coding region runs from base 1 to 2859 and encodes 952 amino acids.